CGCGGGAGCGGGAGCGCGCGCCUGAGCGUCUGCCCAGAGGCCGCAGGCCGCGCAGCGGACUGGCCCCGCUAGGUCCCAGGACUGGUGUCCGGCGCCGCGGCCGCCAAUGGAGCAGCUACUGCGCGCCGAGCUGCGCACCGCGACCCUGCGGGCCUUUGGCAGCCCCAGCGCCGGCGGCUGCAUCAGCGAGGGCCGCGCCUACGACACCGACGCGGGCCCCGUGUUUGUCAAGGUCAACCGCAGGACGCAGGCCCGGCAGAUGUUUGAGGGGGAGAUGGCCAGCCUGGAGGCUCUGCGCAGCACCGGCCUGCUGAGGGUGCCUCGGCCCGUGAAGGUGAUCGACCUGCCGGAAGGUGGGGCUGCCUUUGUGAUGGAGCACUUGAAGAUGAGGAGCUUAAGCAGUCAGGCGUCAAAACUGGGAGACCAGAUGGCCGAGUUGCACCUUUACAACCAGAAGCUCCGGGAGAAGGUGACAAAGGAGGAGAACACAGUGGGGCGGAGGGCUGAGGGUGCAGAUCCCCCCUACGUGAGCAAGUUCGGCUUCCACACAGUGACCUGCUGUGGCUUUAUCCCGCAGGUGAAUGAGUGGCAUGACGACUGGCCAACCUUUUUCACCCAGCACCGGCUCCAGGCGCAGCUGGACCUCAUCGAGAAAGACUAUGGCGACCGAGAGGCACGAGAGCUGUGGUCGAGGUUACAGAUGAGGAUCCCGGCUCUGUUCUGCGGCCUGGAGGUGGUCCCCGCCCUGCUGCACGGUGACCUCUGGUCGGGGAACGCGGCGGAGGACGACGCGGGGCCCGUGGUCUUCGACCCGGCCUCCUUCUACGGCCACUCUGAGUUCGAGCUGGCCAUCGCCCUGCUGUUCGGCGGCUUCCCCAGGGCCUUCUUCGCCGCCUACCACCGCAAGGUGCCCAAGGCGCCGGGCUCCGAGCAGCGGCUGCUGCUCUACCAGCUCUUCAACCUCCUCAACCACUGGAACCACUUCGGGCGCAGCUACCGCUCGGCCGCGCUGGGCGCCAUGCGCAGGCUGCUGGCCUAGCCGCGGGCCGGGACCCCCGCACCCCGCCGCGGCCCAGGUGGAGCCCUCCCGGGAACGGCCUCCGGGGGCGGCCCCGAUACGCGCUAACCCAGGGCAGCACCCCCUAGAGCGGCAGCUGGCGGGGUAGGGGGAGCAGGGGCGCCGAUGGGACACCCGUCCCCUGCCGACCGCGCCGCCAGGGCUGUGCGCGGCCCACUGACCCUGCGUGGCUGACACGCGCACCUGGCCGCGCGCGGCCGCCUUCUCUCGAGGGACGAAGCUCCGGGCACGGCUUGCUCGCAGCAGGUGCAUCCCUGGGACCCCAAUGCUUCCCCCCCCCGGGGGCAGCAGCUCUGCCACUCACCGGGGGCCCCCAGAUCGAGCUGAGGGCUCCCAGCUUCGUCCAGGCCCAGCCCCGGCUGUUGCGGGUAUGUGGGGGGAGGGGUGAUCCAGUGGACAGAGGCUUUCUUUCUCUCUUUGCCUUUCAAAUAAAUAAACCUUAAACAUGGAA
Messenger RNA from Lepus europaeus (European hare), 1529 nucleotides. It is a transcript of the gene FN3K, whose product is annotated as fructosamine 3 kinase. The record is from RefSeq and is a predicted model, not a curated record. Gene Ontology annotation, biological process: fructosamine metabolic process. The coding region runs from base 107 to 1039 and encodes 310 amino acids. The transcript is spliced from 6 exons. NCBI's taxonomy places the organism in Eukaryota, Metazoa, Chordata, Mammalia, Lagomorpha, Leporidae.